Eremothecium gossypii ATCC 10895 is the source of this 831-nucleotide messenger RNA. Its product is annotated as lipase family protein. The transcript has a single exon. Gene Ontology annotation, biological process: lipid metabolic process. NCBI's taxonomy places the organism in Eukaryota, Fungi, Ascomycota, Saccharomycetes, Saccharomycetales, Saccharomycetaceae. The coding region runs from base 1 to 831 and encodes 276 amino acids. The record is from RefSeq and is marked provisional.
AUGCAGAGACAGGGGCUGGACGUUGUAAAGGUCUUUCAUCCAGAUAUGCUAAGAGGCGAAAUUUCAUGCACGAGUAUGAUCACAAAAAAUGACACAGCCAAACAAAUUGCCAUUAUUUUUAGAGGAUCUACAGUGAUACAGGAUUGGAUUAUCGAUGUUCUAUCCACCCCUAUUCCAUUCAUUCUCGCUCCUACCCCCUAUCAGCCCGUCAGUGGAGCUGCAAAGUGCCCAGGGAACUGUCUCACGCACACUGGCGUCUACGAUCAAUUUAAAAAAGCAUUUAAGGAUAUUUAUGCUGUUUUUAAGCCGCUAAAAGACACACAUCCGGAUUAUGAGGUGAUAGUUACUGGUCUUUCCUUAGGUGGCGGCUAUGCUCACUUUAUGGGUAUUGAGUUGCAACUUCUGGGCUACAAGCCUCAUGUUUGCGCCUUUGGAUCAUUGCGUAUAGGCAAUAAGGACUUUAACGAUUGGGUGGAUGAUAUAUUUCAGUCGGAAGACGUAUCGAGAAGAAUCAGAAAUAAUGAGAUGCCCAGGAACGCAUUUUAUGUGGUUAUGCAGGAAUGGGACAUUGUAUCCAUGAUACCAGCGGGGCCAACAUUCACUCGUUCUGGAGUCGAAUUCAAAAUCAGAAAUGAUGAAACGUUUUUCCCCGAAAAGAAGGAUAUCACAUUUGAAGGGGCUAAGCAGCCUUUGAAGGAUUUUUUCUCUGAAUAUGUACUCUCAGGAAGACUCUUGGAUGUUCUUCGUACCAUUGUGCAUCUCAAUUAUUUCAGACGCCAGGGGUGGCCCUGCUUGCCUGAUAGUUCAUCUCUGGAUGGAAGAUGGCAUUGA